Messenger RNA from Chiloscyllium plagiosum (whitespotted bambooshark), 501 nucleotides. RefSeq names its product liver-expressed antimicrobial peptide 2-like. Gene Ontology annotation, biological process: defense response to bacterium; antimicrobial humoral immune response mediated by antimicrobial peptide. Lineage: Eukaryota; Metazoa; Chordata; Chondrichthyes; Orectolobiformes; Hemiscylliidae. The record is from RefSeq and is a predicted model, not a curated record.
AAUAAAUUGUUGAGCGGUUCAGAACCCUGACAGCUUGUACUGGGAGCAGGAGACAGCAUGAGGGCUCAGCUGAACAAGCUGCUUGCAGUUACAGGGAUGCUCCUAUUAAUUUCCAGCGCGACGGUCCAGUUGGUUCCAAUUUCUGACAACCAGAAACCAUUAGUUCAGCGGAUUAAGAGAUCAAUGCUUUGGCGCUGGAUUACUCAGAGACCCAUUGGUGCAACUUGCAGGGUGGACUCUGAAUGCAUCACCAAUUACUGUGAAAUUCAGGAUACGAUUUCACUAUGUUCAUUACAAACAGUCUCGGCCUAACCCAGUGGACACGAGGCUCCAAUCAUCGCUAUUUUAGAAGUAAUCAUGUUUUGGAAACGACUCAUUUUCACUCUCCUAAAAAUGAUCUGUGGAUGCAAAACCACUUCACUUCCCUGACAGUCAAUGAAAUCUCUAGCCACAGAAAAUGAAUACUGGUGUAAUAAAGUUACCUGAGGCCACUACAACUAA